UUCAAACUGCGUGUGCUUGUGUGUGUGAGAGAGUGAGUUGAAGAGAAGGAGCUCAGCCAGUGUUGAAAAGUGGGGAAAGUGCGAUCUUAGUAGCCACACUAGUUGUCCCGGUCGCACUUUAGCAAAUGUCAAAGUCUGUUCAGUAGAAAGACAGUAUUGUGGCUAAGAAAAGGCGAAUCAGCGACAAAAUUAGCCACUACGUAUAGAUUAGGCCAACAAAAAUACAUAACGAAUCUCUGUGUUCUUCCAAAUGGAGCCGGCCAAGGAUUUUGUAAGGGCCAAGUACCAGGACUUAUGUAACUUCCUGGAGCGGGACACGCGCGGCAGCGAGCUGGCCAUCUACGGCACCUCGGCGCUGAUGCUGGCCGUGGCCUAUGUGAAGCGGAAGCCCGCCUACCUGGUGCGCCAGUUUAAGCAGCCCUCGCACAUCCCGGAGCGCUUGAUCAGCGAGCGCGUGAUGCACACGGGCAGGAUUGCGGGCGUGAAGCAGCAGGAGCAGGACACUCUGCUGAUGAUCCAGCACCGCCCUCUGAUCCCGAUCUUCACCAGCCGGCGGCGUCUGCUGCCCGUAAAGCUUCCCGGCGUGCGAGUGAAUGCCAACGGGUACUCCUGGCUGCAGCAGUGCCUCGUCGGCCGCGAGGCCACCUUCCUGCCACUGAAGUCCGCCAAGGGGCAAGACUUUGUCGUUUGCCAGCUGUGCUUGGUCCACCCGCCCAAGGGCAACCAACUUCUGGACGUCUCGGAGACCCUGCUCAAGCUUCGCUUUGCUCGAUUCGCCCAGGAUGCCGCCGCCGCUGUGAAGAGGAACGGAAAGUACUACCAGCACCUGAAGAAGGUGGAGCGCUCCACCGCUGAGAAGGAAGCCUGGCUGUCCUGGGCCUCCGGCUAUCCGUACAUCUGGCGGCGCUACCACGAACUGAAACAGCGCUUGCUGCCCAAGGAGAAGCUGCUCCCGGAGCUAGUGCGCUGAUCCAGAUCUCCAAGAUCCUGCCUUUUACUUAGCUGUAGGGUUAGCUUCCCACCUUUAACAUAGUUGUAGGGCUAGCUACUCCCUACUUUCGCCAAAUGUGCUUUUUUCACUAACUUGUGCUCUUUUUUUGUGCUUUUUUUUUUGUAAAUUAGCUGUUUAAACAGAACCGAAAUCCUUUUGCCAAGAAAACACUUAAGAUGAAAUACGCAAGACAGUCUUGAAAGUACAUUAGUUAUAGGACUAGCUAGCCACUAACCAAACGAAAAAACGACAAUUGAUGCCCUGGCGGUACGUGAUCGAGUGCUAAUUUCCACACCCAGUAAAGCCUCAGCGUUAGCAUUUUUCUAAAUGUUCAAAAUAAACAAAAUGUUUUUAUCACGGAUGACAUCAGUGCGUGUGCCUGUGUGUGUACGUGUACGUGUGCGUGCAAGUUUUCCAAAUAAAACGAUUGAAUACCUAA
Molecule: messenger RNA, 1430 nt
Organism: Drosophila ficusphila
Lineage: Eukaryota; Metazoa; Arthropoda; Insecta; Diptera; Drosophilidae
Exons: 2
Coding region: 251-970 (239 amino acids)
Source: RefSeq, a predicted model, not a curated record